AUGGCAGUUGUUGCAGUGGUGACGGUGGUGGCGGUGGUGGCAGUGGUGGCAGUGGUGGCGGUGGUGGCGGUGGUGGCGGUGGUGGCGGUGGUGGCAGUGGUGGCGGUGGUGGCAGUGGUGGCAGUGGUGGCGGUGGUGGCAGUGGUGGCAGUGGUGGCAGUGGUGGCAGGCAGUGGUGGCAGUGGUGGCAGUGGUGGCAGUGGUGGCAGUGGUGGCAGUGGUGGCAGUGGUGGCAGUGGUGGCGGUGGUGGCGGCGGUGGCGGUGGUGGCAGUGGUGGCAGUGGUGGCAGUGGUGGCAGUGGUGGCGGUGGUGGCAGUGGUGGCAGUGGUGGCGGUGGUGGCGGUGGUGGCGGUGGUGGCGGGGGUGGCGGGGGUGGCACGGCACGGAGCAUGUCGCUGCAGAGAUGGGUUCAGGAAUGGGGGGAGCGGGAGAGUGAGUGGGAAUGGGUAGUACUCAUGGGUGGGUGGUGUUGCCAAGGGCAGAAAAGACAGGAUGGUAGUGGGUAG
Closterium sp. NIES-65 is the source of this 507-nucleotide messenger RNA. Lineage: Eukaryota; Viridiplantae; Streptophyta; Zygnematophyceae; Desmidiales; Closteriaceae. The record is from the annotation of a GenBank genome assembly.